CGGCGUGGCGGUGCCCUUGCGGCGCAGCUGGGGUCGCGGCGCUGUUCCCCGCGCUCUCUUAAGGCCGGCGGGCGGCGCAGGAGCCGCAGUUGUGGCUGUGGCGGCCUCUAUAGCGGCUUCAGCAGAUUGGCGGCAUCAGCAUCAACACCAGCACUAGCAGCAUGUUGAGCCGGGCAGUUUGCGGCACCGGCAGGCAGUUGGCGCCGGCUUUGGGGUAUCUAGGCUCCAGGCAGAAACACAGCCUCCCCGACCUGCCCUACGACUACGGCGCCCUGCAGCCUCACAUCAGCGCGGAGAUCAUGCAGCUGCACCACAGCAAGCACCACGCGGCCUACGUGAACAACCUGAACGUCACCGAGGAGAAGUACCAGGAGGCGUUGGCCAAGGGAGAUGUUACAGCCCAGAUAGCUCUUCAGCCUGCACUGAAGUUCAAUGGUGGUGGUCAUAUCAAUCAUAGCAUUUUCUGGACAAACCUCAGCCCUAAUGGUGGUGGAGAACCCAAAGGGGAGUUGCUGGAAGCCAUCAAACGUGACUUUGGUUCCUUUGAAAAGUUUAAGGAGAAGCUGACGGCUGCAUCUGUUGGUGUCCAAGGCUCAGGUUGGGGUUGGCUUGGUUUUAAUAAGGAACGGGGACAGUUACAAAUUGCUGCUUGUCCGAAUCAGGAUCCACUGCAAGGAACGACAGGCCUUAUUCCACUGCUGGGGAUUGAUGUGUGGGAGCACGCUUAUUACCUUCAGUAUAAAAAUGUCAGGCCUGAUUACCUAAAAGCUAUUUGGAAUGUAAUCAACUGGGAGAAUGUAACUGAAAGAUACAUGGCUUGCAAAAAGUAAACCACGAUCAUUAUACUGAGUAUGUUAAGCUCUUUAUGACUAUUUUUGUAGUGGUAUAGAGUACUGCAGAAUACAGUAAGCUGCUCUAUUGUAGCGUUUCUUGAUGUCGCUUAGUCACAUGUUUCAUAAACAACUUAAUGUUCUGAAUAAUUUCUUACUAAACAUUUUGUUAUUGGGCAAGUGAUUGAAAAUAGUAAAUGCUUUGUGUGAUUGAGUCUGAUUGGACAUUUUCUUCAGAGAGCUAAAUUAUAAUUGUCAUUAUAAAACCAUCAAAAAUAUUCCAUCCUUAUACUUUGGGGACUUGCAGGGAUGCCUUUCCAAUCCUAUUUCAUUGCAGUUAUAGAAAAUCUAGUCUUUUUCCCCAGUUACUUAACAAUAAAAUAUUAACACUUUCCCAAGGGAAACCCUCAGCUUUCUAUAGAAAACUGCACUUUUUGUUGAGUAAUCCUCUGCAGUGAUACUUCCGGUAGACGUCACCCAGUGGUUUUGUUAUGGUCAAAUGUUCCUGUAUAGUUUUUGCAAAUAGAGCUGUAUACUGUUUAAAUGUAGCAGGUGUAACUGAACUGGGAUUUGCUCACCUGCGCAGUAAAGGCAAACUUCAACAGCAAAACUGCAAAAUGGUGGUUUUUGCAGCAGGAGAAAGGAGGAUAUUUCUUUGCAGGGCGCCAAGCAAGGAGAAUUGGGCAGCUCAUACUUAAGACCCGAUCUCCAUGAUGACUUCCAAGCUAGAGUUUUUAAAGGCAGUGGUAAAUUUCAGGAAAGCAGAAGUUAAAGGCAAAAUUGUAAAUCAGUUGAGAUCGGGUGCAUUCAGGGUGGAAUGGCUGUAUACCAAAAUUGUAAAUCAAUACAUGAAGCUUAUAUAUUGGUUUGGCCUGAAGGGUGAAGUGGGCAGACUUACAGGUUAUGGUGGAUUCAAAGACUCCCUGAUUUGUGAUUGGUUAAGGAAGCAAAGCUUUGUCUAAAAACUUGGGGUCCACAGAAAGGAACAAAAAGGUCGGGCCAGGCCCCUCAGCAAGAAACUUGGAACAAAGAAUGGAGGUCAGAGUUUAGUCCCUGGUGUUCCCCCUUAUCUAAUGUCUGUGUGAAUCCAUUUGGUAGGGGUCUGGGUUUCUGAAAAGUAGCUCAGGGACACAUGCUAAGGAUGUUUCUAGGAGACUCUAACUUCCCUGGCUAUUGUUUGAAACUGUUAUUUAUUACCUUCUUGCUUAUCAGGUUGCUGGUUUACUUCUCAGGGCUAGCUAGGUGCCUGGAAUUUUCAGUGAAGGAACUCAAGAUUUUCCUUUAUUUCUGUGCUUGUGGGAAUCCCCCUGGCACACCCCAAAGAGGGGUCCCUGCUCCAUCUCACAGGGAUCUUUUUUUAUAUUUGGCUUAUCAUGCAUUUCCCAUGUUGUUUCAUCAUCUCCCUAAUUUCCUGUUUUUGAGUAUUUCAUUUGUUUCUAAUUGUUAUUACAGAUCAUGCUGGGGUGGGGUGAGUAACUCUGUGCACAUAGGUUUAUCUCCUAUUGGAAUAUUUUCUUUAUAUAGGCCUUUUUUUUUUUUUUCCUGGAGACGGAGUCUUGCUCUGUUGUCCAGGCUGGAGUGCAAUGGCGUGAUCUCGGCUCACUGCAACCUCCACUUCCCGGGUUCAAGUGAUUCUCCCACCUCAGCCUCCUGAGUAGCUGGGAUUACAGGUACAUGCUACCACACGCGGCUAAUUUUUGUAUUUUUAGUAGAGACAGGGUUUCACCAUGUUGGCCAGGGUGGUCUCGAACUCCUGACCUCAAGUGAUCCGUCUGGCUUGGCCUCCCAAAGUGCUGGGAUUACAGGCAUGAGCCACGGCACCUGGCCUAUAUAGACUUUUCUCUUAAACCUAUUUAGUAAUGUUUUCCCAAGUUUAUUUUUAAUUUUUAAUUUUUUCCCCAACCUUAUUUUUCUAUUUUUUUUUUUCAAGGAAAAAUGGGGUAACUUAGCAGUUUCAAUAUUGAAGACUGAAUUUUUUAAAAAAUUUAAAUUCAAGGUACUUUUAAAAUUCAAUUAGAAAAGUAGGCUUUAAAAAUUAUUAGAGACGAGAGUACCGAAACUGUGUGUGUGUGUAUGUGUGCGUAUGCAUGCUUGUGGAUUGGAAAAGCUUUGGAGACUGAUGGCUUUUCAUUAUAUAUGUAUCACAGUGAAACAGCUUUUAUGUGUCAUGUAAGAUUACUACUUGCCUCUCUAAACAAGGUGGUGACUCUGUGUAAGUAGAUGGGCAAGUGGAACCUUUGGGAAGAUGAGCUUUUGAAUAUAAGUCGUCUGCUAGAUCAUGGUUUGUAUUGAACUAACAAGGUUUGCAGAUCUGCUGACUUAUAUAAAGCUUUUUGAUUCCUACUAAGCUUUAAGAUUUAAAAAAUAAUCAAUGUUGAAAUUUCUAUGGGGCUCUAUUUUUGCUUUGGCUUUCUGGUGAGAGAGUGAGGAAGCAUUCUUUCCUUCACUAAGUUUGUCUUCUCUUCUGGAUAGAUUGAUUUUAAGAGACUGAGGGAAUUUACAAACUAAAUAAUUUAAUCAUCUGGUGGAAAAAGAGACUUUAAGAUUGUAAAACAGGCUGGGUGGGGUGACUCACAUCUGUAAUCCCAGCACUUUGGGAGGCCAAGGCAGGUGGAUCACUUGAAGGAGUUCAAGACCAGCCCGGCCAACAUGGUGAAACCUUGUCUCUACUAAAAACACAAAAAAAUUUAAAAAGAUUGUUUAGCUCUGUUUUUCAUAAUAGAAAUAGAAAAAGUAAAGUUGCCUUUUCUUCUGAAAAGAGCAAGUAUUGUUCAGACCAAGAAGGGUUUUUGUGAUUGAAUCACCAGUGCCUGUCCUAGUCAUAGCUGUGCUUCAAAAACCUUAGCAUGAUUAGUGUUGGAGCAAAACAAGGAAGCAAAGCAAAUUCUGUUUUUGAAAUUCUGUUGCUUGAACUUUUUUGUAAUAAUUAAACUUUGAUGUUGAGAAAUUACAACUUUAUUGUACACUUCAUUGCAGCUUGAAAUUCAUGGUCUUAAACUGAGAUUUGGGUUUCUAUUGAGCACCUUUAAAAAAGUAAUACCAAACCAUAAAGUUAAAAUUGAUGUAUAUUGAGUCAUAUCUAAAACCAGGUAUAAACGUAAAUUGUAUUUCCUGUUUUAAUUUCAGGGGAACUACUGUUUGGGAAAGCUAUUAUUAGGCAAAUGUUUUAAAAAUUACUGUUUCUCAUUUUCAGUCAUACCCUAAUGAUCUCAGCAAGAUAAUGUCCUGUCUGCUAAGAUGUGCAUCAAGCCUGGUACAUACUGAAAAUCCUAUAAGGUCCUGGAUAAUUUUUGUUUGAUUAUUCAUUGAAGAAACGUUUAUUUUCCAAUUGUAUGAAGUUUUUGACUUAAUAAAGGAAUCUGUCAACCAUCAAA
Messenger RNA from Chlorocebus sabaeus (green monkey), 4204 nucleotides. RefSeq names its product superoxide dismutase 2 (gene SOD2). The record is from RefSeq and is a predicted model, not a curated record. Gene Ontology annotation, biological process: superoxide metabolic process. Lineage: Eukaryota; Metazoa; Chordata; Mammalia; Primates; Cercopithecidae. Gene Ontology annotation, cellular component: mitochondrion. Gene Ontology annotation, molecular function: manganese ion binding; superoxide dismutase activity.